GCCGUGUGUCACUGCGCUCCGAGACGUAGUCCGCAGUAGACCCCUUACACCGAACAGGCUCAGCUGCUUUGCGCUCGUCUCGUGUGCCGUACUGUGUCUCAGCAUCCUGCUCCCAGAUUUGCCGGUGUGACCUCACGGGUUUUUCUGACCAUCAGGCCUGUGCUCUGAGUGACCCCACAGGGCAGAAACAGCCCCCUGCACACUCUCACGCACACAGCUAUCAUCAUCGCCUAGAGCCUAGAUCUACCAAGAGAGCAGAAAGGAGCGAUCUCUUCCCCUCCUCCGGUCUUGAUGGCAGACGGUCGGCAGCCAGAGAACACUGCCCCCCAGUGGGCAUCGCUGGGAGCGCAGGCCUCGUCCAGCCCGGUCGGGCACGAGGAGAACGGCUUCUCGUACCGGGCAUGUCAGCCGGGUGCCGCCUCCUAUGCCAGGGAAAACGGCUUCAACGGGGACCUGCCCUCGGGCCACGCCGUCACGGCAGAGCAAGUGUCCGCGCGGAUCGUACAGGAGGUGACAGCUGAGGCGGUGGCAGUGCUGAAGGGAGAGCAGGAGCUGCACCCAGACACUGCUGUCAGACUGCCCUCAGUGGAAGACUCCGCCAACCUGCCCCCAUCUCCGCCUCCCUCACCCGCAGCCGAGCACUUUGGCCCGCUGGAGCAAGAUGUAGGGGAUGAGGAGGCAGGGCCUCUCCGCCGCUUCCAAAAUUCUCGGGAGAGGUGCAAGUUCCUCGCCCCCUCCAUCUCAGUUUCAGUGCCUGAGGAUGAGCCCUACUACUCUGACGAGGAGUACUAUGACCACCCCUUAUUCAGCCCCGAGUGGACCCUCUCGGGGUCGGGCCCGCCAGGGCAGGCUGCUGCUUUUAGGCAGAUCGAAGAAGAAGAGACCAUAGAGGCUCUUUCCGCAGCGGAGGAGGAAGAGGAGGACACUCCUUCAGCAGCUUUAGAGGAGCAGGAGGAGGAGGAGGAGGAGUGGACUGGGGAGGAGCCUGAGCAGGAACCCCCAUCCGAGCUCUUAGAGCAGGCAGCGGUGGCAGGCGAGGCCCAGGCUUUGCCCUGUCCGCAGGCCGAGAUCCGGGCACUUACUGCUGGCCCAGAAGCUCCUAACGGGAGCACCGAGGAGCCAGAGAGGGAAGAGAGCCCUGAGAAAGCUGUGAAGAUGGAUGCAGAAAAGCCAUGUGGGGAGAGGACCACACCGGUUGGCAUGGACUUCACUCAGUCAGAGGUGCGUCCGGGUGACCUCCCCUCUUACCAGAGUGUUGCACCUGACAAAGGCAUGUCAGACACCCUGUUACCGACCCUGUGUGACACGGAGGAUUUUGCUAUUUCCCCCAAUGGCCAGGGGCAUACCAAAGACCCUACAGAUGCUUUAGCUCACAAGGCUGAUUCGCCAUUUGGUACCAAGAAAUCUGCUUCUUCGGAUGAAGCCGACUCCAGUAAGGUUCCAACACGUGAAGAGCAAUCACUGGAAGCAGAAUCAGUCAUUACUGGAGACAAGAAGAUAGAGGUUACAGCAAGUGCCAAAACUCCAGAAGUGCCUGGAAAAGACUCUCCCAGCUUGGACAAGGAGAAAGAACAAAUUAAGGACAAGUCUGGAAUGUCUGCUUACUUUGAGACCACAACAUUGAAAUCAGAUGAAGACAGAAGCCAGCGGGAAGGUUAUUAUGAGCUUAGUGCUACAUCGGAUGAGACAGAAAAUGCUGUUUCAGUUCCAGAAAUCAGCUACAGUACCCUGGCUCAGAUGGAUGAAAAGCCUGAAACUCAAAAGGGUACAAUGGAGGAGCAAAAGGUUCUCCCGCUAGCUGAAAAGAGGGACGAUUGUCGGCUCUCUCCCGGAAAACUGGCCCUUGAACAAAGAAGCUAUUCCUUAAAUAUCACCAUCGGCACUAUGGAUCAGAGCGGAGGUCAAGGGCGGCCCAGGAACUUCUCCCCCUUGGCGACAGACAUCAUGUCUUACACCAGUGGAAGCCUGGAUGAAUCUGCCGACUACCUUCCCAUCACAACUCCUUCAGUGGAGAAAGUUCCAUCUUUCCCACCGCUGAUCCUGGAGACAUCCGCUUCUGUCCCAACUCCAUCCAGUUCCCCUCCCAAGGAGACAGUAGCUGAGGUCAAGCCCGCAAGUCCACAGCCAGAAUCUCCUGAGUCUCCUCUGCCUACCAAGUACUCCUACAAAAACGGUGGCAUUGUGAUGGCGCCAGAUCUGCCUGAAAUGCUAGACUUGGCAGGUACCCGAUCCAGGCUGAUGUCUGAGAACACAGACCCUGAGAUCAUGAGGAGGAAGUCAGUGCCAGCAGAUAUGCCAACACUUGUGAGUGACUCAUUAGCCCAUUUACUUCAGGGCAGCCAAAGUCAGAGAGUCGCAAAAAGUGAGGGACAGUUGGAAGAACAGGGAUACUGUGUUUUCAGCGAGUAUUCGGGUCCCAUGCCAUCUCCUGCAGAUUUGCACAGUCCAAUGGAACCUCCACCAAUGCAAAUCUUCAACACUAUGAUAUCAGAGGAGAGAGAGGCAAGUCCGGCUCCAAGCGGACAAGAGAGCCCAACAUUUAAGUAUAUUAAGGAGGACAUCACCCCACGAGCAGAAGAACGGAAGGAUACAACAGAAGAACCGAGCAAGAAAGAAAGUGUUGAGGCAAAGCAGUCAGAAAAACUAAGUGACACCUUUGUCACCCCAACUGUGACAGUCACCUUGGAAGAGGCAAGGCCUAGUCUUGAUGCACAGGCCAAGCUUAUGGCUGAGCAAGAGGCUGAAAUAGCUGAUUAUGAGAGGCAAAUACGCAAGCUGGAAAUGGAGGACCGGCCUUUGAGUGUAGAGGAGGAGCGGGAACUCCAAGAGCUGAGGGAGAAGGUGAAGAACAAGCCAGAUUUGGUGCACCAGGAGGCCUAUGAGGAGGUAGAUGCGGAAGAUGUGUACCAGCUCACUGGAGUUGCCAAAGACAGGAUUGCUAGACCUAUCAAACCAUCCCCAGCAUCGUCGGUAGAGAGUGCCCCGGAGGAGGAGAAAGUGCAAGUUGACACAGAGAAACCCAAACAAGUAGAGGACAAAGAGGCUCUGAAAGCCGAGCCAAUGAAAUUGUCUCCUGCUGGAUCUGUUGAGAAACCCACUAAAGAGGAUGCACCCCUAGUGGAAGCUGUUAAGGAGAAGAAAGCUAUUGUUGAGGACCAGGUGCAGUCAGAUCUUGUAAAGACUGAGAAGCCUGAGGCACAGAAUAUGGAGGAUGAAAUAGAACUGGGGGAAGAGCCUGAGGAACUCAUGGAGGAAGCAAAACCACUUAAGCCUGAUGCCUUGGUGACAGAGAGACCUGAGCCAGAAAUCACUGAGACAGAGAUGCUUGAAACAGACAACAUUGAAAUGAAGAUGGCUGAAGCAGACAGGCUUGAAACAGAGGUGCCUGAAACAGGCAAGGUUAAAAUACAGAAAGCUGAAGCAGACAGGCUUAAAACAGAGGUGCCUGAAACAGGCAAGGUUGAAAUGCAGAAAGCUGAAGCAGACAGGCUUAAAACAGAGGUGCCUGAAACAGGCAAGGUUGAAAUGCAGAAAGCUGAAGCAGACAGGCUUAAAACAGAGGUGCCUGAAACAGGCAAGGUUGAAAUGCAGAAAGCUGAAGCAGACAGGCUUAAAACAGAGGUGCCUGAAACAAGCAAAGUUGAAAUGCAGAAGGCUGAAGCAGACAGGCUUAAAACAGAGGUGCCUGAAAGAAGCAAGGUUGAAAUGCAGAAGGCUGAAGCAGACAGGCUUGAAACAGAGGUACCUGAAACAGGCAAGGUUGAAAUGCAGAAGGCUGAAGCAGACAGGGUUAAAACAGAGGUGCCUGAAACAAGCAAAGUUGAAAUGCAGAAGGCUGAAGCAGACAGGCUUAAAACAGAGGUGCCCGAAACAAGCAAGGUUGAAAUGCAGAAGGCUGAAGCAGACAGGCUUGAAACAGAGGUACCUGAAACAGGCAUGGUUGAAAUGCAGAAGGAUGAAACACAACAGUUGGAAACAGCAAAGUUUGAAACAGAGUGGGUUGAAAUGGAAAAGGUUGACGAAGAGAAGACUAAAUCAAAGCAGGCUGAAGCAGACAUGACUAAGGCCGAAGUGGAGGACAAAGAAGAUGAAGAGGAAGAAGAAGAGGAGCUUCACAGGGCAGGUUCAGUGGUGGAGGAGACCGCAGAACCUCGAGCUGCCAUCGAGUCUGUAGUGACUGUGGAAGAUGACUUCAUCACAGUGGUGCAGACCAUUGACGAGAGAGAGGAGCCUGGCCACAGCGUGCGAUUCUUCGCUCCUCCUGAGGAAGAACCACCUCAGCAACUCCAAGAGGAAGAAGAGGAAGAAGAAUCAGUGGAAAUGGCUCAGGAAGUAGAGAUGGAAGCUGCUAGCCUUGAGGAAGUUCCAGAUGUCCCAGAAGUUGUGCAAGUUGCUGUGUGCCUUCCGAGGGAGAUACCAGAAAGUGAGGGUGUCACCGAGAGCUACGAUGACUACAAAGAUGAAACCACAAUGGAUGAUUCCAUCUUGGAUAGUUCCUGGGUGGACACUCAAGCAGACGAUGAUAGAAGCAUGGCAACUGAGAAAAUAGAGCCUCUCCCCAGAAUGGAAAGCCCUGCUAAGCAGCCGCCCACUGAGAAACAACCCAAGCAGAAGGCUAAGGGAGGCAGGGUCAAGGGCCGCAUCUCCACCCCUGAACGCAAACCCGUCUGCAAGGAGCCGGCGCUCAUCCAGAGGGAGGACAUGAAGAAGAAAAAAGCUAUGAUUAAGAAGGUUGAGCUCGCAAAAAAAUCUGAAACUCAGAGCCAUUCUCCCUCCCGGAGGAGUGUUUUAAAGUCCACCGUAAGACACCCUAGACCUACCCAGCACCACGCCUGGGCUAAGAGGAAACCCGCAGUGUCGGCAGACGGGCGUCAGCCCCUCGGUGGGUUGAGGCACUCCAGAGAUCGGGCAUCUACCCCCAGUUCAGCAUCACUAACAAAGAUCCCCACCUGUAAAAUGCGGGCGUCGGCUCAUCUUCCACCCCACCCCAACUCUGCCAGCCCCUCCUCUAAAACAAGCCCAUUGGUGGAGACAGCUCCCUUUGAGCCCCGCCCCUCCUUGGCAGGUCCACAAGACUCACCUGCACUUAACAGUCAUUUAGGCAAGGACGGAGGUUCUCGGAGCCCAGAGAAGAGGUCGUCUCUGCCCCGGCCCGCAUCCAUCCUGUCCCGCCGCACACACCCGGCCGAGCAGGAGGAGAGCUCCACAUCUAUCACGAGCAGUGGAUCCACAGCGCCGCGCAGACCCACAUCCUUUCGCACUGAAGUCAGAGCGGAGCAUAGGACAGGCAGGUCACCCAGCAUGACAGGCACGGUGUCUGCCCGCUCCCGAUCGGCCCGGAGCGGCACAUCGACACCCCGGACGCCCGGCUCUGCGGCAGUCACGCCCGGCACCCCGCCCAGCUACUCCUGCCGCACCCCGGGCACCCCCCGCACGCCAGGCACCCCCAAGUCCCUCAGCUUGCUCUCUCAGGAGAAAAAGGUGGCCAUCAUCCGCACCCCCCCCAAAUCGCCCGCCACGACUCCUAAGCAGCUGCGCGUGAUCAACCAGCCCCUGCCCGACCUCAGGAACGUCAAGUCCAAGAUCGGCUCCACGGAUAACAUCAAGUACCAGCCUAAAGGGGGCCAGAUUCAAAUUGCAAUGAAGAAGAUGGACUUCACUCACGUACAGUCAAAGUGUGGCUCCAAGGAUAAUAUGAAGCACUCACCUCACGGAGGCAACAUACAAAUUCAGUCCAAGAAGCUUGACCUCAGCCACGUGACGUCCAAGUGCGGCUCGCUGGACAACAUCCGCCACAAACCAGGGGGCGGUAAUGUGCGCAUCGAGAGUGUGAAGCUGGACUUCAAAGAUAAAGCCCAGGCCAAGGUGGGCUCUUUAGAAAAUGCCCACCAUGUACCCGGGGGAGGACACGUGAUGAUCGAGACUCACAAGCUGAUGUUCCGCGAGAUGGCCAAGGCUCGUGUGGACCAUGGGGCGGACAUCGUGACCCAGUCACCUGGGGCGUCCGGCGACACCUCGCCCCAGCGCCAUAGCCACAUGUCGUCAUCGGGCAGCAUCAACCUGCUGGAGUCUCCUCAGCUGGCCACGCUGGCCGAAGACGUGACCGCCGCCCUGGCCAAGCAGGGACUGUGAACCCGCCCUCCUCCCGGUCCCCUAACACCCAGCUACUGCCGCCACUCAGCUGCUCCCUUAAGCCCCGCCUCCCCAGCCCGCCUCCAGACCUGCAGUUAGUCUCCUGUAGUGGUGUGGUAGUGGUGGGUAACAACCCUUUCUGGAACACUGCAUCUGCACUUGUCAUACACAUAGUCCUCUUUACCUGUCGCCUGGCAACCGCAAUCUCCUGGAGCUGGCACGGACUUUAUCUAGGAAAGAGGAGAAAUGGAAACACAAAACAUGUGGAUUAUUGUUUCAUAUUUUUUUUUUGCUAUUCUCUCAUUUGUUUUGUCUAAUAUUUCAAUUACUUAGCUAGAGAGGUACCAGUGCUUUUAUUCUCCCUGUUUACUGUGUAACUUUUUUACGGUUGUGUAUACAAGCCUGAGGCCCUGUCCUCAGAUCAGCCUUAGCUGCUGACAAGUAUUAAGAAGGUAGGAAUGAGGAAUUUGGACAUCUGUUCCCACAUCAGUGCUCGGGAACAGGUAUUUUUUAUGACAGACAGGAGGUCAUGUGACCAUUCCAUGCGCCAUUCUUUGGUGCGGUCAGUGCAUGGAGUCUUAACACACAUCCCAAAAACACCUUAAGUAUGCUCAGCCAACCAAUAAUAUUAUAUACAAUGUAUAUUAAUAUGUGUAGAAUUAUACCGACUAGUGAACAGCAUCUCAAUCAGUAGAAAAAAGACACCUUCGAUAACUUAUAUCUGUACAAUUGCAUUAUUACAACAAAAAAGAACAUUAGGAUAUGGUAUGAUGAGCAUGUCAAUUCUAUUACAGCAAAAAAGCUAUUUUCUAUUUCAACCAAAAGGAUUUUAGUAAGACCUUUGCUGAACCAUUGGAUAAUAAGACCAUUUCAUAUUUUAUAAAUUAGCGACAACAACGUUAUGCCUGUUGACCAGUUUGAAUAACUGCAUGGGUGUCGGCCAGGGCCCCUGCCUCAGCCGCUGCUGUGCCAAGCUCCAGAUGGCUUUGUUUUCCACUCUCUGUCUCUGAGAAACAGUGUCGCAACCAUACUUGAACUGCGUAAACAUUACUUCACAAACAACAUAACACUGACGCUCCUGGGUUCAUGGAACGCUGUUGGAACGCUGCGGUCGUGUGCUGCGUGAGGAUUAAGCAGGUUCUCCUACUCCAGGUGCCACCCCACCUCUCAAUCCCCCCAAGCCCCAGUGCGAGUGCUGCGUCUGGGCACACUGGGUUGUCCCGGCAGCCUGACGGAGAGUGCUCUGGUUCCUCCUCCAGCGCUCAACGCAGGAAGCGGCUACCCCUGACCGUCGCGCCCUUACACCCUCUGUAUCCUGCCGUGUUCAACUUAGACGCUUAGGUUUGUUUACGCAUACACUUUAGAAGGUGGAAAAAGAAAUGUAACAGCACACACACAAAAAAAAAACAGUUCUAAAAAAAUCCCUCAGUGAGUGAGUGAAGUUUCAAAAAAAAAAAAAAAGCAUCCUCCCUCAUCUCGCAUCCGUUUGAGAAAAGUGUGCCGGUGUAUGAUUUUCCUGUUGUCAUUCGUGGUAUCCCGCUCUUCCCUGCAUCCCAUUGUUUUGGGCUUCUGUGUGUACCCGCAGCCUCUCUGCUCCCGCCCCACUCCUGCUGCAGCUGUAACUCUAUUUAAGAGCUCCUGUAGAUGUAUGCAGUUUUUCUCCCGUUGAUAUGAUAUGGAUUACAAAUGCUCUUAACGAUUAUGACAAUAAAACCAAAAUGGCAGAAAACAA
Molecule: messenger RNA, 7864 nt
Organism: Electrophorus electricus (electric eel)
Lineage: Eukaryota; Metazoa; Chordata; Actinopteri; Gymnotiformes; Gymnotidae
Source: RefSeq, a predicted model, not a curated record